This is a messenger RNA of Dipodomys spectabilis (banner-tailed kangaroo rat), 3235 nucleotides long. It is a transcript of the gene Dagla, whose product is annotated as diacylglycerol lipase alpha. Gene Ontology annotation, biological process: lipid metabolic process. Lineage: Eukaryota; Metazoa; Chordata; Mammalia; Rodentia; Heteromyidae. Gene Ontology annotation, cellular component: postsynaptic membrane; dendrite membrane. The record is from RefSeq and is a predicted model, not a curated record.
GCCACCCGCCACCCCUGGACUGGGUGUCAUGAGGUGAGCGCCAGGCCCGCUGAGCCUCCCCGAGCUGCCAGCCAUGCCCGGGAUCGUGGUGUUCCGGCGGCGCUGGUCUGUGGGCAGCGAUGACCUUGUCCUGCCAGCCAUCUUCCUCUUCCUCCUGCAUACUACCUGGUUUGUGAUCCUGUCCGUGGUGCUCUUUGGCCUGGUCUACAACCCGCACGAGGCCUGCUCCCUGAACCUGGUGGACCACGGCCGCGGCUACCUGGGCAUCCUGCUGAGCUGCAUGAUCGCCGAGAUGGCCAUCAUCUGGCUGAGCAUGCGCGGGGGCAUCCUGUACACGGAGCCCCGCGACUCCAUGCAGUACGUGCUCUACGUGCGCCUGGCCAUCCUGGUGAUCGAGUUCAUCUACGCCAUCGUGGGCAUCGUGUGGCUCACCCAGUACUACACCUCCUGCAAUGACCUCACUGCCAAGAACGUCACCCUGGGGAUGGUUGUCUGCAACUGGGUGGUCAUCCUCAGCGUCUGCAUCACCGUCCUCUGCGUCUUCGACCCCACGGGCCGCACCUUCGUCAAGCUGAGGGCCACCAAGAGGAGGCAGCGGAACCUGAGGACCUACAACCUGCGGCACCGCUUGGAGGAGGGUCAGGCCACCAGCUGGUCCCGGCGGCUCAAAGUGUUCCUCUGUUGCACCCGGACCAAGGACUCCCAGUCAGAUGCCUACUCGGAAAUCGCCUACCUCUUCGCUGAGUUUUUCCGGGACCUGGACAUUGUGCCGUCUGACAUCAUUGCUGGCCUGGUGCUGCUCCGGCAGCGGCAGCGAGCCAAGCGCAACGCGGUGCUGGACGAGGCAAACAAUGAUAUCUUGGCCUUCCUAUCCGGGAUGCCAGUGACCAGAAACACCAAGUACCUGGACCUCAAGAACUCGCACGAGAUGCUGCGCUACAAGGAAGUCUGUUACUACAUGCUGUUCGCCCUGGCGGCCUACGGCUGGCCCAUGUACCUGAUGCGGAAGCCCGCCUGCGGCCUGUGCCAGCUGGCUCGCUCCUGCUCAUGCUGCCUGUGCCCAGCACGGCCCCGAUUCGCCCCCGGAGUCACCAUCGAGGAAGACAACUGCUGUGGCUGCAAUGCCAUCGCCAUCCGCCGCCACUUUCUGGACGAGAACAUGACAGCGGUGGACAUUGUCUACACCUCCUGCCACGACGCGGUCUACGAAACCCCCUUCUACGUGGCAGUGGACCAUGACAAGAAGAAAGUGGUGAUCAGUAUCAGGGGAACCCUGUCCCCAAAGGAUGCCCUGACCGACCUGACCGGCGAUGCUGAGCGUCUCCCCGUGGAGGGGCACCGAGGCACCUGGCUAGGACAUAAGGGCAUGGUGCUGUCCGCCGAGUACAUCAAAAAGAAGCUGGAGCAGGAGAUGGUCCUGUCCCAGGCCUUCGGGCGGGACCUGGGCCGCGGAACCAAACACUACGGCCUGAUUGUGGUGGGCCACUCCUUGGGCGCGGGCACAGCCGCCAUCCUCUCCUUCCUCCUGCGCCCGCAGUACCCAACCCUCAAGUGCUUCGCCUAUUCACCCCCCGGGGGCCUGCUGAGCGAGGACGCCAUGGAGUACUCUAAGGAGUUUGUGACUGCCGUGGUACUGGGCAAAGACCUCGUCCCCAGGAUCGGCCUGUCCCAGCUGGAAGGUUUUCGUCGCCAGCUCCUGGAUGUCCUACAACGCAGCACCAAGCCCAAAUGGCGGAUCAUCGUGGGGGCCACCAAGUGCAUCCCUAAGUCAGAGCUGCCCGAGGAGAUGGAGGUGACCACGCUAGCCAGCACGCGGCUCUGGACCCAUCCCAGCGACCUGACCAUCGCCCUCUCGGCCAGUACCCCGCUCUACCCGCCCGGCCGCAUCAUCCACGUGGUCCACAACCACCCCGCGGAGCAGUGCUGCUGCUGUGAACAGGAGGAGCCCACAUACUUCGCCAUCUGGGGAGACAACAAGGCCUUCAAUGAGGUGAUCAUCUCUCCGGCCAUGCUGCAUGAGCACCUGCCCUAUGUGGUCAUGGAGGGGCUCAACAAGGUGCUAGAGAACUACAACAAGGGAAAAACAGCGCUGCUGUCUGCUGCCAAGGUCAUGGUGAGCCCCACCGAGGUGGACCUGACUCCUGAGCUCAUCUUCCAGCAGCAGCCGCUGCCCACAGGACCGCCCCUGCCUACCGGCCUGGCCCUGGAGCUGCCGGCCACGGACCACCGCAACAGCAGUGUCCGGAGCAAGUCGCAGUCCGAGAUGAGCCUGGAGGGCUUCUCCGAGGGGCGGCUGCUGUCGCCGGCGGGCGCGGCGGCGGCGGCGCGCGCGGACCCCGUGGAGCUGCUGCUGCUGUCCACGCAGGAGCGGCUGGCGGCCGAGCUGCAGGCCCGCCGCGCGCCGCUGGCCACCAUGGAGAGCCUCUCGGACACCGAGUCCCUGUACAGCUUCGACUCGCGCCGCUCCUCGGGCUUCCGCAGCAUCCGGGGGUCGCCCAGCCUGCACGCCGUGCUGGAGCGCGACGAGGGCCACCUCUUCUACAUCGACCCCGCCAUCCCCGAGGAGAACCCGUCCCUGAGCUCCCGCACCGAGCUGCUGGCCGCCGACAGCCUGUCCAAGCACUCGCAGGACACGCAGCCCCUGGAGGCGGCGCCGGGCAGCGGCAGCGGCGCCGUCACUCCCGAGCGGGCCCCGAGCGCGGCCAAUGAGGACCAAGAGGAGGCGGGCGCGGAGGGCGUCGGGACGGCGCCCCCUGCCGGCGCGGAGCUGACCCUGCACAACGGGCGCCUGGGGGACUCGCCCAGCCCCCAGGUGCUGGAGUUCGCCGAGUUCAUCGACAGCCUCUUCAACCUGGACAGCAAGAGCAGCUCCUUCCAGGACCUCUACUGCAUGGUGGUGCCCGAGAGCCCCACCAGCGACUAUGCCGAGGGUCCCAAGUCCCCCAGCCAGCAAGAGAUCUUGCUCCGGGCCCAGUUCGAGCCCAACCUGGUGCCCAAGCCCCCGAGGCUCUUCGCGGGCUCGGCCGAUCCCUCCUCUGGCAUUUCUCUCUCUCCCUCCUUCCCGCUCAGCUCCUCCGGGGAACUCAUGGACCUGACACCCACAGGCCUCAGCAGCCAGGAGUGCCUGGCGGUAGACAAGAUCCGGACUUCAACCCCCACUGGCCACAGGGCCAGCCCCACCAAGCAGGAUGACCUGGUCAUCUCAGCACGCUAGCACUCCAUAGCCGCCGCUAGC